CAGUCCGAGCCAACUUCGGGGUCGUCAGCGCUAUUCAAGUAUUUAGCAUAGUCAAUAGAAGACAUAAUUUCUCGCUGUUCUCCUUCCUACAGCCAUUUACUCACUCCUCUCUACAUCUCCAGUACUUCUGACGAGAGUAUCCUCACCUUUUCCCUGUCACAGCUUUCUCACUGUUUCUGUUUGGCGAAGAGACUACGCGCCUACUUGGUCCGCUUUCUCCGUGCUGGAAUUACUUCUUGUUUUGAGAAUGACUUACGCACCGCCCAACAUGCAGGCCGGCGACGAUCUCGCUGCGCUCUUCUCUCGUAACCUAACUCUACAACCCCAGCCCGCCCCGGCUGCUCAAGAAACCCCGAAAGCGCAGGAGCCGGAGCAGACCCCCAUCGUCUAUUCCAUCACCCAACACUACCACCACUCUGCGCAUCUCGCCCGCCAAGAGGAGCCACUCGCCCAACCCCAGCGACCGUCGUCCGAACCGCCCCAAACCCAGCAACCAUCGGCCGAAGCCAUUCUGAGUUCGCACGGCAUAAAUUACGCGGCGCUAUCUGCCGCCCAACUGGAGCUCUUCAAGAGCGCAGAGGACUCCCAGAAGAUACGGCUGAUCGAGCUGUGGCACUUCUGCCCUCCCACGAACACUCAGGACAGCCUAGUCGUGUCUUGGAUUCCUACAACAGUUGAGCAAGAAGAACUUCUUGCCAAACUUCGUUACGAUCGCAGGCUAGCGGAGGAGCAGAACCAAAACAUGAUGUCGAUGGAUGGCACGCCUCUUACGCCGGUUCAGACCGGGGACGGGCGCUGGGUUGCCAUGUCGGACGUUGAGCCGUACAUGAUGUCUGGGUACGAAGCGCUGGCUCAGCGGGAGUACGAAGAAUCUGCAAAGCAGCAGUACGUGCCGAUAUCCAAAGACGUCUACAACCACUUUGGCAUUUCUGUUGCCGGCCCUACCUACCGCCCGGCAACGGAUCCCGUGUACGAUAACGAUUGGACGAGGCAGCAGCAGGCCAUGGAGAACCAGUACGGAGCCUUUCAGCAGAUGGACGGUAUGGAGCUAUAACGAAGCCUUUGUAACGCCUAUACAUAUCCCCCCCUUCCUUUGGCAGAUUCACUCAAGCACACAGCAUAGCAUAGUUAUAGUACAGUU
Molecule: messenger RNA, 1141 nt
Organism: Durotheca rogersii
Lineage: Eukaryota; Fungi; Ascomycota; Sordariomycetes; Xylariales; Xylariaceae
Exons: 2
Coding region: 248-1054 (268 amino acids)
Source: RefSeq, a predicted model, not a curated record